GUGGCGCGCGUCUUGGCGCCACUUUCAAAGCCGAACGCGGGAACUUGACGCCCGGCUCUGUUACAAAGUUUAACGAAACGCAACUGAAGACAGACAUCAUCGUAAUGUUCGCCAAUUGUUGGCGUCCUCACGAAACAUGCCGUUCGCAAAGGGCAUCGUAGCUAGCUUUGGCUUCGUCCGUCAACUUUCAAUCGGAGGCCUAGCACGACUCCGCGGAGUUUGUUGAAGCCUCGGCGUUGCUUGGAUCGCCUACCCCGGGAAAGGAUUGUUCGGGCCCCCGGGAACUCCGCUCGAGGAAUCUAUCGGGAUGCUCUAAAAUUAAAAAGGUCUUGUCGCCCCAAGGGAGAUGAGAAAAAAAUAUAAGUCCCACGAUGGAUACCGAUCCUUCUGAAGAGCUCUGCCUGAUUGAUAAACGGAUAACAAGCCUUCGCGACGUGCCGUUGCACUCUCGGCUGCGCUCUCUCAACCUUCACUGCAACCAGAUCGCACGGCUGGAGGGCCUGGCGCGGCUCCCUCAGCUUGCGCACCUGGACCUGUCAUCGAAUCGCCUCGAGAGAAUCGAGGGGCUGGCCUCACUGCCGUGCCUACGAACCCUGAACCUUUCCUGCAAUCACCUUACUUCUGUCCAGGGAUUGCAGGGCUUGGUCUGCAUGCACUGGCUCAAUGUCUCCUACAACCGCAUCACCGACCUCAUGGGCCUGCGGGACCUGCACGGGCCAGACUACCAGCUGAGCCACCUGGAGGCACACGGCAAUCGGCUGGCCGACGUGGAUGCGCUGGUGGCGGCGCUGGGAGGCCUGCACUGCCUCUCCACGCUGGUGCUGCGCAAGGACGGGCAGGCCAACCCGGUGUGUCGCGUCACGGGCUACAGGGAGCGUGUGUUUGAGGCUGUCCUUUCGCUGCAAAGUCUGGACGGCCGCGACACCCUGGGCACUGAGCUGAGCAGCUCUCGGGAGGGACCGAGGCUGGCGGAGCUCCGGGAUUUGGAGGACUUCCUGGACGUCCUUGACCAUUGUGACGACGACCGCAUCGUCGAGCGGGGUGAUUCGCUGAGCACGGAGGGGCCAACGGCACCGUGCUACCGACGGCACCGUGCCACCGGGCAGGGAGACGCGGCGAACGGGAGUGAGGCAGAACCAGGGACAGGCGGGGGAGCGAGCGAGCGGCGAAUCGAGAAGUUGGAAGAGCAGAUCUCGACCCUGCUAAGGCAGGUUCCGAAUGAUGCCGCGGCUUCCUCGUCCCCUGCGCGACCGCGAGCCAAGAGGGACGUGGACGACACGUCGGAGAGCGAGCGCGACGGCUCGGCGGGACCGUGCUCCGGCCCCGCGCGAAGAGGCCGCGUGCCGAGCCGCAGGAGACCGACGGAGACGCCGCGCCAGCGCACCGCCACGGCCACGGCCACGGCCGGCGGUGGUGGCGGUGCGCAAAAACUAGCAAAGUCUCGCAGGCAGAAGGGCAGUAGCCCUGGCUCGGACGCGAGCGUCACGGCGGCGACGAGCGACUCUGCCGCAGCCGCCGGCGUCGAUCGUCGUGCGAACCGCGGCCGCCCGUCAAUCCAUCUCGAUCCGGCGUCCACCGAGGAGUCCACCUACAGGGCGCUCGUGCGGGAGCUGGACCUGGAGAGGGAACGGCGCUGGAAGGCGGAACAGGCGACCCGCGAGCUGGCGGAACGCCUGCGAGGUCUGCAAGCGCAGGCCGGGCAGGAGCGGGAGCUGCAUGGAACGGCGCUACACGUCACCAACAGACUCCAGCAGGGCUUGCUGAAGGAGCGCGAGGAGAAGGAGAAACUGCGAGCCUCGCUGGCGGAGCUGCAGAGAAGAGCGGAGAGCUCGGCGCAGGAGGCGGCCGCUGCCCGGCAGGCUGACCAGCGUCAACAGAAGCGGCUCCGCUCGCUCGAGCAGAACCUGGAGGGGCUGCAGGCCCAGAGGCUUCAGCAGCAGACGGCCGAGCUGAAGAAGACGCAGGCGGCGGAGAUGCGGGCGCUGGCGGUGCAGAGGGAGGCGGAGCUGCUGCGCGCGUCGCAGCGCCAGCAGCAGGACAAGGUGCAGCAGCUGCAGGAGCUUCUGGCGGCGCGCGAGCAAGACCACCGAAAAGCGAUAGAGAGCCGCGUGCCACUCGACGGUCCGGAGUUCAAGCAGGCGUUGGACCGCGAGCGGGCCCGUGUGGAGGAGCGGCACGCGGAGACGCUGCGUGUCCACCAGGACAAAGUGGAGGCCCUCACGCUGCAGUACGCCCAUCUGGAGGAUGAGUUUCGGGCAGCCUUGUCAAUCGAGGCUACGCGCUAUCAGGAGGUGAGGCUGGCGUUCGAUCGCGCGGCCGAGGAGCUGGCGCAGCAGACGGCGGAGCUGGCGGCGACGCGCGACAAGGAGCGGCGUUCCGCCACGCUCGUGCGGGAGCUCACGGUCAUGGUCAAGGAGCAGAAGGGGCGGCUGUCGGAGCUCGCCAGGGCAAGGCAGGAGGCGGGUGCGCUCAUCAAGCGGCAGGCGCAGGCGCUGGACGGGGCGGCGGAGGAGGACAAGCGGAGGACGGUGCAGCUGGAGUUGCUACGCAAGGAGAAGUCGCACCUCGUGUCACAACUCAAGGCGCUGGAGUCUGUGGCGGACGGACUGCGGAGCGAGCGGCACGCCUGGGGUCAUGAGCUGGCGCAGCAAGGAGCGGCGCUCUCCCAGGACCGCGGGCGGAUGGAGGCGAGGAUUGAGUCGCUCCAGGCCGAGGCGGAUUCUCUGCGCAAGCAAGCGGAGCGCGACGCGGACGCCCUCAAGAUUAAGACCAAGAUCCUGGACGACCAGACGGAGACGAUCCGCAAGCUCAAGGAGGGCCUGCAAGAGCGGGACGAGACGGUGCGGCGCGCGCGGGACGAGAGUCUGGCCGCCCGGCGGGAGAUGGAGUCGCGUCUGGCGGAGCAGACGGCCGCCGGCCGGGAGCUGCAGGAGCGCGCCGAGCGCCUGGACGACCGCAAGGAGCAGCUGGAGCUGGAGCUGGAGGAGGCGCGCGACCGGCUGGGACGGGCCACGCUUGAGCAUGAGGCGAGCAACCGCAAGUGGAGCGAGAAGGCUCAGCUGCUGUCGCGGCUCGAGGGCCAGGUGCGGCAGAUGAAGGAGGGCUUCGACGCCAAGGAGGCUCGGCUCCAGCAGGAGAGGGACCAGGCGAUCAAAGCGCACAAGGCGGCCCUCGACAAGCUCCGAGAGGCCGAUGACGCCUUCCGGCGGCAGCUGGAGAGCGCCCACGCCGCACUCCAGGCCGAGCUGGCGCGUGUGUCCACAGACGGACAGCGCCAGGUGGAGGCCGCCAAUCUCUCGGUCCAGAGGGUGGAGGAGGAGAUGCGCGCUUUGCUACGCGAGACAGCCAGCGGCAAGAAGUCCACCGAGGAGAAGAUACGGCGUCUCACGGCCGCCUUGACGGAACUGCAGCAAGAGCUGUGACUGCUGUCGCAAGCGCACGCACGCUCACGCGUGCCGCCAAAUCCCAUCACCCCCCGAGACUUGGAGCUUGGUCAGAGCGAUAGGACCAUCGUGAAUCACACCUCAGGCUUGUCAUCGGGUCCAACACCGAUUGGCAUUCUGGCCACAAUGUUUACCAUUGGGACUCUGAAUGGAGGGGGAUGAUGUGGAAAAAUUGUCUUUCACUGGGUGCGUAAACUAUUCAGUGUCUCUUACUUAUUCGGCGAUUUGUCGAGAUUCUGGAUCGCUCUUCGAUUCAAGAAACAAAGAAAGAAAAACAUGGUCCGUCUCUGUUGUUUCUCCAUUUUGUCUUGUUUGAGCAGCCGUAUUUUGCUCCGUUAGCUCAAAUGUGACAUUUGCAUAUCUUUUACAUGAAUUGUCAUCAAUCAGUUCUUACAUGCGCGAUUCACUUGCUGUGUUGUGAGCGGAAGGAAUAUUUUUAAAAGAUUUCCUCAUUGAAAUGCCUCGUCAUUAGAGUUUGAUAACGUUGCAGAUGUUGUGUGUGUGUAGAUGUGUGGGGAAGUGUAAUGGUUUGUGUGCUGGCACUACGUUUAUUGGUGACUUUGAUUCGUGGCCAAACUCAUCGGUGACAUCCAAAACGUCUUCUAGGUCAACUUAACAUGAAAUGGGGACAUCUAAAGUGUGCUUAGGUAAACAUCAGCUCUGGGCAAACGUAGGUGGCCGGGUUUGUUUCUGGCAACACCAUCCCCUUGUGGACACUUAACAGCGCUUAAUCCAAUGGCCCGUGAUGUCCAAAUGGGGGCAGCCCUCUUUGUCACGUCGUGGUUAUCGCGUCGCGUUGUGUGUAGAGUUCAAGUCUCGGCCAUGGUGAUCAAAAUGAGUGGCAAAUGGUUGUUUGAAUCUGGUUUGUCCUUCGUUAGUUCGAAUUUGGCCUUAAAUUUAAUACGGAACGAGGCUUGUGCUGGCGUCAGUACCGAGGAAAAAUGUGAAUGGGCAUGAUUUUUUUGCGGUCCACCCAGUCUCUCAAAGGCUUAACAUUACACUCACGAACGGAAUUUCCCUCCCACGCUCUCUAGUACCUAACGGGGGAUUUCUGUGUCUGUGUACACAUGAAUACAUACACACUCUGGGGAGCGGAAAAGCAAAGCGGUUGGCUCGCUGCGUUAAGAACCCGUUUGACGAAUCAAAGUCACCAAACAACGUAGUGCCAGCGCACAAACCAUUACGAUUCCCCACACAUCUACACACACACACAUCUGCACACACACACAUCUACACACACACACAUCUACACACACACACAUCUACACACACACACACACAUCUACACACACACACAUCUACACACACAUCUGCACACACACACAUCUGCACACACACAUCUACACACACACAUCUGCACACACACAUCUGCAACACCAAUGACGAUUAUCUGAACCAGUACUGGGCCUCCACUCGGUCGAUUCGGUUUCAAGCACAAACAUCGCCCACUGGGGAUACAAAGGCGGUCGGGAGUGAUGUCCCCCCCUUCACCCUCGUGUGCCAUGCUGGCCUUCAUAGGUGCUCGCUAACAGAACUUCCCCCAAAAUUAUGCUAGAGUUUAUGCGUGGGAUAUUUGUAUACACAUAUGCGUGUGUUUUUUUGACUGCAUUAAAUUAUUUUUUGAGUUUUUACACUGUGAUCUGUACAAUUAUUAGGAGUCGUUGCUCAAGUUAUUCAGGACGGGGGGCGGAGGGAGACUUUUUCUCCUGCUCGGCAUUUUUUUUCUUUCAAAGUGAUGGAACUGUUAAUCUUCCAACCGCUGACUGUAACAAUUUUAUUGUCGAACAAGCGACCCGCGGCCGACCGCCAGUGCCGCCCGCCAACGCACCCACCAAAAAAACCAAAAAGUUUAAUUAUAAGACCCGUGGGUUUUUUGCUUUUAUUAUUUUCUAUUUUUUAUUUAAUUUUACUAUUUGUAUCAUGUUUUUUUGCUUUUUAUUUUCAAUGUAUUUUUUUUUCUAUCUACGUGACUUUACCCAAAGAACCAAGAAUAUGUAUAAGACACAUUUAUACGUUGUUGCCAGCUCGCGUUAAUCCAUCCGGCUGAGCAGAGCCGUACAGACACAUCGGUGCGCUUCGGCACCCAGCUGAAAGUAACGCCCCC
Messenger RNA from Lethenteron reissneri (Far Eastern brook lamprey), 5547 nucleotides. It is a transcript of the gene LRRCC1, whose product is annotated as leucine rich repeat and coiled-coil centrosomal protein 1. Gene Ontology annotation, molecular function: protein binding. The record is from RefSeq and is a predicted model, not a curated record. Lineage: Eukaryota; Metazoa; Chordata; Hyperoartia; Petromyzontiformes; Petromyzontidae. Gene Ontology annotation, cellular component: cytoplasm.